Prorocentrum cordatum is the source of this 2061-nucleotide messenger RNA. Lineage: Eukaryota; Dinophyceae; Prorocentrales; Prorocentraceae. The record is from the annotation of a GenBank genome assembly.
AUGUUCAACGGGGGGCUGUGCGGAACGGACGGGCCCCUUGGGCUGGAGAUGGAAGAGACGUGCCGCACCACCUGCUACGACACCCAUGGGUGCUUGCCGCCAUGCGAGUCCGACCACACCAACCGCCGGCGCUCACAAUUCAGCUGCCAGAGGCUGUUCGACGAAGGCUUCUGCGGCGUGGACGGUGUUCUAGGGCAGGAGGCAGCAGAGACUUGCCGCACCACUUGCGCGGAUUAUGUUGGAUGCUAUCAGGCUCCCACUCAACAAUUUGCGGUUACUGCCGACUACACAGCGUAUGAAACUAUUCCGUCCGGCGCGACUUCGUCCGACCUCAUGUCUUCCAUUGUUUACAAGGAUGCUAAAGCGACGGGUUUGUCCGCUGCUCUGGGUGUUUCUCUUUCCAACAUUACGAUUACGGGGUUCACUGUAAAUGCCCGUCGGCUCUCCGCAGUUGUCCGCCAGCUUUCAGCCGCAGUUUCUGUGACGACCCACUUCACUGUUCAGGCCGAGGACGAAAGUGGUGCCGAAGACCUUUCCACCACGAUUGCUGCAGCUGCAGUCGCUAUCACGACCCAUACUGUCAUUGCUAUGACUGCUGCUGAUUGGAGUGGUGAAUCGGUGAUUACUUCUGCUCCUACGAUGACGGCUUCCAGCGUGGGCACCCCGACUGUGAUUGUGGUGUCCACGGAUGACGAUGCGAAUGAUGAUACAACUACGAUGGUUGAGCCUUUGGAAUCUGGCCAGGACGCAGUUGCCAGUAAUUCGCCGCAAGACUUCUCUUGGGAGCGUGGCGUCCUAUUGCCCUUGGGCGUGUUGCUCAUCUGCUGCUGUUGUGUCUGCAUAUUCGCCAGGAUGUGUAGGGCGAGCAGGACAAAGGGUCAGGGCGAGCCCCUCACCAGCAGCGGCGCGGACACGGCGAUUGAGCGGGAAGAGCAGGCAGAGCCAGUCGAGCCGACGUUGGCGUCAAAAUCGGGACCCUCCGAGGGUACCCCGGCAGGCGGCGCCGCCACCUCGAUUGAUGCGGUGGUUGUGAGUGUCCGUGAGGAGGAGGGCGUCGACGACCCCGACCCAGAAGUGGGGGCAGGGCAGCUCAAGAAGAAGAAGAAGAGGGUCAAGAAGACAUCGAGGGCUGUGUCUUUCAACCCUGAAGACCAGGCCAAGGUAAUCGACGACGCUGAUGGCGAAGAUGACGACGAAGAAGAAAAGCGCCCUGAGUGUCCACAGUGUAAUCAGUACAUGGUGUGGAGCGACUACGGCGGGCCCCCUUAUAACACAAAGUACGGAUGGGGGUGCAAGAACAGGAACACCUGCCACAAUUGGAAGGAGAAUUCCGGAAGCUACAGGUGGAAUUGCCGUCAGUGUUCGGAGGACUUGUGUGAGCAGUGCAGCGGCUUGAGAGCCCCAGCCCCAGCAAAGCGGGGAGUAAUCAGCAUGUGGCAGCCUAAGGACCAGACAAGGGCCGCCGAGGACCCCAAGGACCUCGAGGCCGACGACCGCCCGGGCGCCGACGCGCUGGCGCGCGGCCGGAGCGCCGGGAGCAUCCUGCACGGCGAGGGCGGCGGGGGGCAGGGGGAGCCGCAGGAGGCCGCGCCGGAGCGCCGCAGCUUCUUCGCCUCCAUCCUGUCACGCAGGCAGGAGCCAGAGGGCCCGGAGGAGCAGCAGGAGCAGCAGGAGGCCCCGGCGGAGCGCCGCACCUUCGCCUCCAUCUUCUCGCGCAGCGAGGCGCCCGAGGGCCAGGAGGAGCCGCAGGAGGACGCGGGGAAGCGCCGCACCUUCUUCGCGUCCAUAUUCACGAACAAGGAUCCGGGACCCGGAGAGCGCCCCCGCACAGCCCAGACCCAGCGUGCUGGGCGCCAUCCUGCAGGGCAGCAGGACCGCGGUGGAGACGCGGGCAGCCACUUUGUGCAGCCAGGAGUCCGGGCAUCACGAGCUUGCCGUCGGGGCCGUCGAGGGCAGCCAGGACCGAUGGGUGAGCCGGGCGAGAGCGAGCAGCAGCGGCGCCCCUCGAGUGAUUCGAGCGGGUCGGCGUCGUCCUCCAGCGCUUCCGCCCGCAAGGAGUAG